AUGGUUUCCAUGACUUCUCUUCCGUCCCUCCGUGUCGUGUCUCACAGGGAAGUGCCUCCCGAGGUCUACUCUCUGCUGGACGACGUUCCUCAGUCCGAGAAGUGGUGGGAGGCCGUGGAGUUACAGAAGGUGCUGCUGGCGCGCAACAGCCUGACCCACAUCUCAGAGGAGAUCGGCCGCCUGCCCUGCCUCACGUGGCUUGACGUCAGCUACAAUGCCCUGCCCCGCCUGCCUGCUGCUGUCGGCAAGCUAGUGGAGCUCAAGAGUCUGCUGGCGAGCCACAACAAGCUGGAGUGCCUGCCAGAGGAGAUCGGCGGUGCAGCGAACCUGGUCAAGCUGGACGUCUCCCACAACGUGCUGGAAGGCCUGCCUGCUGCUCUUGCCGCCUGCACACUCCUCUCCCACCUUGAGGCCUGCCUGCUGCUCUCGCCGCCUGCACACUCCUCAUCCACCUCGAGGUCCGCCAGCCUCGCUCCUACCUCGUCCCCAUCUCCUCGUUUCCACUGCCUCCCUUGCCUCCUGUUUCGGGGGAAGUUUCUGCUUGGAGCGAGCAUUUUGACAAGCCCAGCGAGUGCUUCCUCUUGUCCCUCCUAUCUUCUGCAGGCAUGCUCCAACCGCAUUGCUUCCCUGCCAGCCUCCUUGGGUGCCUGCACUGCUCUCUCUCAUCUCAAUCUCGAGAACAACCAGCUGCAGAGCAUCCCCUCGCCGCUGCUCUCCUCACUCCGCAACCUCAGGCAUCUCGACCUUGGGCGCAACAAGCUGCAGGCUCUCCCGGACGACAUAGGAGCCCUUUCGUCCCUCCUACACCUCAACGCCUUUCAGAACCGCCUUGUUUCUGUUCCAUCGACCAUCAGUGGCUGCACCUCCCUACUGGAGCUGCACCUGGGGCGCAACAAGCUGAAGCAGCUGCCAGUGGAAAUCGGCCACCUGCCCUCGCUUGUGACGCUCUCUGUGCCCUCCAACAAGCUGAAGGACCUCCCCCCAUCGCUGCGCCGCCUGAGCAUCCAAGCUCUUGAUGUCUCCGACAAUGACCUCCCCACCCUGCCCGCCUGGCUCGGGAGCAUGACAUCGCUGCAGAGGGUUGCAGCAGCAGGCAAUCCCAUCAGAACAAUCCGAAGCACGCUCAUCAACGGACCGGCCAAGAACCUCCUGGACUAUCUCCGCUCUCGCCUCCCUGCUGCUUCCGCUGAUGACCAUGAUUCAGAUACUGCCAGCGCUGCUGCAUCUGCUGCACUGCGUGAGCUGGCUCUAGAAUCACCACCGGCUGCUGCUGCUGCUGCUGAUGCUGCACCUGCUGCUGCUGCUCCUGCCGCUGCUGCUGCUGUGACUGCUGCUGAGGCUGACUCGGUGCCACAGACUUUGCAGUCAAGGCAGUGCGAGGAGAUGAAGAGCGGAUUAGGAGACAGGGUGGAGAGAGCAGGAGGAAUGGAGGGAGGGGUAGAGGGGGAGGGGGGUGCGGUGGCGGCCGCAGAAGCAGCAAUGCUAACGAACUCUCGUCGCUCCUUUCCCUUCCAUCCCAUCCUUCCCUUCCUUCCCCUCCUUUCCCUCCUUCCCCUCCUUCCCCUCCUUCCCCUUCCAUCCCCUCCUUCCCCUCCCAUCCCCUCCUUCCCCUCCCAUCCCCUCCUUCCCCUCCCAUCCCCUCCUUCCCAUCCUUCCCCUCCCAUCCCCCCCUUCCCAUCCCAUCCCCUCCUUCCCAUCCUUCCCCUCCCAUCCCCUCCUUCCCUUCCCAUCCCCUCCACAGACUCUCCAGCUGUCAAAGAAGGGCUUAGCAGAGCUACCACAUGGCAUCGUGGCAUUGGCUGCGGUCAUUGCGAAGUCACAAUGUUCCCCACCGCCAUGCCCCCCGCCAUGCCCCCUGCCAUACCCUCCGCCAUGCCCCCUGCCAUACCCCCCGCCAUGCCCCCUGCCAUACCCCCCGCCAUGCCCCCUGCCAUACCCCCCGCCAUGCCCCCUGCCAUACCCCCCGCCAUGCCCCCUGCCAUACCCCCCGCCAUGCCCUUACAGGAGCUAGACCUGUCGACCAAUAAGAUUGCAGCCUGGCCUUCUCUCGCCCUGCGCUCGCUCCCAUCGCUCCGCACCCUCUCCCUCGCCAACAACCCCGUGGGGCAGGUGAGGCUGGGGCAGGUGAGGCUGGGGCAGGCUUCAUCGCUCCCCAUCCCUCCAGGCUGCCCCUGA
Molecule: messenger RNA, 2175 nt
Organism: Closterium sp. Naga37s-1
Lineage: Eukaryota; Viridiplantae; Streptophyta; Zygnematophyceae; Desmidiales; Closteriaceae
Source: the annotation of a GenBank genome assembly